This is a messenger RNA of Bipolaris victoriae FI3, 1404 nucleotides long. RefSeq lists its product as hypothetical. The record is from RefSeq and is a predicted model, not a curated record. The transcript has a single exon. Gene Ontology annotation, biological process: mRNA splicing, via spliceosome. Gene Ontology annotation, molecular function: nucleic acid binding. NCBI's taxonomy places the organism in Eukaryota, Fungi, Ascomycota, Dothideomycetes, Pleosporales, Pleosporaceae. Bases 1 to 1404 code for a protein of 467 amino acids. Gene Ontology annotation, cellular component: spliceosomal complex.
AUGGCCGCGCCUAAGCCGGGCGGCUUCAAAAUGUCGCUGGGGGCCCUGAAGGCGAAGCCAGGACUAAAAGCAUCUCCAGCGCAAAAAGACAACAAAAAACCAAAGGCUCUCCUCGGCGACGAUGAACCGGACGAUGCGGUCAAACAGCAAGAAAUUACAGGAUGGGACGCAGCAGAGGGCGGCGCGGUUGAUGCCAACGGCAAGAAAGAAAAGGAGCAACUUCGCGUCAUCCCGGUGCCGCCAAAUCGCGAUUGGCGCGCAGCAGCACGGCGGAAGCACCUUGCGAAGGCGCCACACCAACAAGGGCAGAACGAAACGGUCGACGAGAAGCAAAUUGAGGAGCCCAAGUACCAGUACGGGCUGACGGUCAUGAAGAAAGACGAUGCACAAGAAGACGGCUCUGCAGAGCCUGACGCGCCGGAGCCGAUGGAAGUAGAGCAAGACAAUCUUACAGAACAAGAGCGGCUGGAGAAGAAGGCACUUGAAGCGCUGAUAACGGGCAAAUCGACUGACAACGAACUCGUAAUACCUGUACAGACCGAAGAGGAGGCAUUUCAACACGACUUGCAGAACGCGCCCGAGGCCCCUACGCUCGAAGCCUACGAAGCUACCCCAAUCGAAGGAUUCGGCGCAGCGCUACUUCGCGGUAUGGGCUGGAAAGAUGGCGAAGGAAUUGGAAAAAAUGGCACCUCUGUGAAGCCGAAGGAGAUCAAGCGGCGACCAGCUUUGCUGGGCAUUGGCGCAAAAGAGGAUGCAGCAGUGGGCAUUGAGCUUGGGGAAUGGGGCGGCGGCAAGGGCAAGGGUAAAGGCAAAAAGGUUGCCCAGAGUUACAAUCCAGUCACGCUACGGAACAAGCAUACAGGCGAGAUCAUCACGGAGGAAGAACUCAAGGCAAAACUUGAGAAUCAGAAAUUGGUGGAGGAGGAGAAAGCCUCAAAACCAAAGAGCAAAUACGAUGAUGAUAGCGAAGAUGAGCGCAAGCACGAGAAGCGGAGGGAGAAGCGAGACGAUCGGGACCGCGACCGCCGACGCGAAGACGACUACGACAGCGAGCGAAGACGAGACAAAGACCGUCGACGCGAGAAAGAUGAUUACCAUGACAGCGACCGGCGCCGCGACAAGCGACGAGAGCGCACCCGCGACGAUGACUACCACGACAGCGAGCGACGAAGAGAAAAGCGCAGAGACCGCAGCCGCAGCCCCGACGACCGCAAAGACAGGCGUCGGGACCGCGAUCGAUAUCGCAGCCGAAGCCGGGAUUCCAAAUCAAAAAGCGACCGCCGGGAUCGCAGUCGUAGUCGCGACUCGGAUGAUCGCAGGAAAAGGAGAAGGGAGAAAGAAUACGAGGAUGAUGAGAGAUAUGAGAGGAAGAAUAAGUAUAGGGAUAAUGGGUAUUAUAAGUGA